AGCAGAGUGCAGACCGGAGACGCCGUGCAAAGCUUUUUCCCCCCCAAAUUUUUUCACCAAGACGUCAAAAUAACACCCGAACGAUGACAUUAAAUCACGCGGGACGCAAGCACAUCAUUUGACAACCUGCGACCUACAUCGCUCCUCUUCUUCUCCGCUCCUUGUGCACCCCCACUCCAACGUUCCUGCCCAGCCCCCCCACCGGUCCUCUCAACCAGCAGGACCAUGAUGCUGAGCAGCUCGGUGGAGGUGCCCAGCCCGGGCGGGUUGAGCAGCCUCAGCGGUCUGAGCGAAGCGGCUCGGAACGUUGUGCGCUCCUCUAGCAUCUCGGGGGCCAUGUACAACCUGGAGAAGAGUCCCGGCGGCGGGGGCCCCGAGUCGGCGUCGUUGGCCGGCAACAAGAAACGCCGCUCCAGUCUGGGGGCCAAGAUGGUGGCCAUUGUAGGCUUGUCACAGUGGAGCAAGAGCACGCAGCAGCUCAACCAGCAGGACGGUGGGACCAAGAAGCUUCGCAGUACCAUCCGACGGAGCACGGAGACCGGCAUCGCCGUGGAGAUGAGGAACCGGGUGACACGGCAAGGUAGCAAGGACUCCACUGACGGCAGCACCAACUCAAACAGCUCAGACGGAACGUUUGUCUUCCCUACCACACGCCUCGGGCCCGAGAGCCAGUUCAGCGACUUCCUGGGCGGCUUAGGCCCCGCUCAGAUCGUUGGGCGACAAACAUUAGCAACGCCUCCUAUGGGAGACGUCCAUGUUGGAAUGGUGGACAGAGGAGGUCAACUGGAGGUGGAGGUCAACCAGGCCAGGGGCUUGAUCCCCAAACCGGGCUCCAGGAACAUCCCGGCAACCUACGUGAAGGUGUACGUUCUGGAGAACGGUGUGUGCCUGGCUAAGAAGAAAACCAAAGUCGUGAAGAAGAAUCUUGACCCCAGCUACCAGCAGCCUCUGUUGUUUGACGAGAGUCCUCAGGGAAAAGUCCUCCAGGUAAUUGUGUGGGGGGAUUACGGGCGUAUGGACCACAAGUGCUUCAUGGGAAUGGCCCAGAUCCUGUUGGAGGAUUUGGACCUCACUGCGACAGUGGGUGGCUGGUACAAGCUGUUCCCUACCUCCUCUAUGGCGGACCCCAGCAUCGGACCACUCACUCGCCGCCUCUCGCAGUCCUCCCUGGAGAGCGCCACCAGCCCUUCUUGCACCUAAAGCUGAGUCACUCAUAUUUGUACAUAGACUCUACCUUGAAGCGCAGGAGCCGACGUACUCCUCUGAACGCGUGCAAUUUUCUAAGUAGGGAAAAAAAAAAAAAACUCAUCCAUUCAACAUUUUACCUGAAAACGUAGCAUUUUCCCACCGCCAUAUUCCAACAUUCCCAAAGCGAGUGCCAUAACCUGCAUUUUGAGGUUCCACAAUAGCAUCCCAGGGCCAUACAGAUGACACUUUCUAAACUCUCUAUGCCAAACAUUAGAAGAAAAAAAAUAUUUUUUAAAACCAAAGCAAUUGUUAUUGUUGUAGUCUUAGAUGAAGCAGUCGAACAAUAUAAAAGUAUGGAUAUGUAGCAGAGCCAGCGAUUUAGAAGUGACAUUCUGCAGGCACAAAAUGGCCGCCGAUAUUUAAAUGCAGGAACGUAUGUGAGGUUAUUGUACAGGGCGGGUUUGAGUUUAUACAUAGUUAUGCAUAUCUACAUCUAGAGUUCAAAAUUUGUUUGUACUCGCGUGUGUAUCGGGCUGCAUGUUUUGCUUGUGACAUUUAAAAAAAAAAAGAAAACAAGAUGGUGGAUAAAAUAUGGUGAUAGAAAAUUCUGCCUUUAUAUUUCUGCCACAAGGCACAAAAUGAAGAGUUGGAUUGAAGGGGUUUUGGAGCUUCCCUUUUUCCUGCGUAGCAGCAUUUGGAAUUUUGCGAGGCUUUAUUUGAAAUAUGAUUGAAAGGCGACACAAACAACAUUCUAUUUUACUCACGUGUUGCGCUACGCUUCUUUUAAAGACGGCACUUUAGUACUUUGACAUGUUUGACGCUGUUUCUCAUGUAAUAUGGCGAUUGCUUUCAAUUUGAAUACUAGCAUGGAAAUGUAACAGCACGUUGCUUUAUUGAUUUUUUUUUAUUGGCUUUAUGGAUUUUUUGUUUUGUUUUUCACCUUUGUGGGAACAACAGAAACAGGUCUGGUAGCACUUUCGAUCUGACACCUGCAUCUUAAUAAUAAUUUUAAAAAAAACGAAUUCAGCAUAGGUUGUAGCGGAAAACUUUAACGUAGUUUUUCCCAAUAAUUUCAAGCAAGUAAUUGGCUUUUUUUUAAAAAGUAAAACAAAAAUAGUUUAUUGUUGGAACCAGCACUGAACUUUACAAAAUCUUUUUAAAAGUGACAUGAAUUUGCAUGUUUUUACCGCAGUACAUUCCGUUGCUCAGUACUAAAUGGAGCUCACAUUUGUACUUUUAUUUUCCCUUCACAGCACUUGAGAAAUCCAACAAAAUUCCACUUUGGAUUUGAAUAUAAUGUAAUAUUUUCUUGACAUGAUCUACGUACGGUAUUGUAGGGUAUUCUAUACAGUAUAUAUAUCAAAAUCUUCGUGUCUUUUUGUGGCAUGAUAAUGUAAAAUGAGUACAAAUACUGUAUUUGCACACAAUCUCUUCAGUGCACCUUUUUGUGAUUCCCCAAAAAACUUUGAUGAUCCACUCUUGUUUAAAAAAAAAAAAAAAAAAAAGAGAAAACCACUUUGUAUAACAU
Molecule: messenger RNA, 2716 nt
Organism: Syngnathus typhle (broad-nosed pipefish)
Lineage: Eukaryota; Metazoa; Chordata; Actinopteri; Syngnathiformes; Syngnathidae
Gene: rims3
Product: regulating synaptic membrane exocytosis 3
Exons: 7
Coding region: 226-1200 (324 amino acids)
Biological process (GO): positive regulation of synaptic transmission; calcium ion-regulated exocytosis of neurotransmitter; regulation of membrane potential
Cellular component (GO): cytoskeleton of presynaptic active zone; presynaptic membrane
Molecular function (GO): small GTPase binding; transmembrane transporter binding
Source: RefSeq, a predicted model, not a curated record